CAUGUAUCCGUUCUGUUCUCAGCGCAUGUGAAGUAGAUCUCAAACACAGUUGGGAAGACAUAACGUUACAGAUCCGCGUCGAACUACUUCGUCUCCAACAUUGAGAUUACUUUUUUAAGUAUAAUUUUAGUGGGAACUUAGUGUAUUUAGUUAAAAAUAGUUAAAAAUAAAAUGACUGAACAAUCAGCGCUGCUUCUGCGAAAACAGCUAGCAGAGCUCAAUAAAAACCCAGUUGAAGGUUUUUCAGCUGGUCUGAUUGAUGAUGAUGAUAUCUAUCAGUGGGAAGUUGUUGUGAUCGGCCCCCAAGACACACUUUUUGAGGGUGGAUUUUUUAAGGCACAUCUCAUUUUCCCUCAUGAUUACCCACAUCGGCCUCCGAAGAUGAAGUUUAUUACGGAGAUUUGGCAUCCUAAUGUUGCAAAGAAUGGCGAUGUGUGUAUUUCCAUCCUUCAUGAGCCCGGAGAGGACAAAUUUGGCUACGAAAAACCAGAGGAGCGCUGGCUACCCAUCCACACCGUAGAGACUAUUAUGAUUAGCGUCAUCUCCAUGUUAGCCGACCCCAACAGCGAUUCGCCGGCGAAUGUGGAUGCAGCUAAAGAGUGGAGAGAAGAUCCCAACGGUGAGUUCAAGAGGAAGGUCGCUCGAUGCGUGAGAAAAAGCCAAGAGAUGGCAUUCGACUAAAGGCCCCAUCGCUGUUACGUUUGUUAGUUUAUUCAUAUGCUGUGGUAUCAGUUCCCGUCUUCAUAUCAUAAAGUCAAACUUAAUAGAAUUUCAGUUUGGUUUAUUUCCCGAUUUCUGUGUUGAUUUUAAAACUCAUUAAAAGCUCAUAUCAACUUAGGUUUAACCGAUGUGUCUGUUAAAACAUUUUGUGUGGCAAUGCAAGUCAAAUUCUAUCAAUCAUCUCCCCCCAGAUGAGUCUGUUGUAAACUUUCGAACAGGGACAGUUUUGACAGAUUUUGCACAGAAUCAGAUUUUUUUUCUUCUGAAUGUGUGAGGCAUAGCACGUAUUGUCAUUAUCAAUCCCACAUCCUCUAGUGUGUCUGAAUUAUUUAUUAUCUUAAUUAUGAUGAAAUGUAUUGCAUGACAUUUGUGUUUUGACUCGCUUUUUUAUCUGCCACUGAGCCAUCAAUUUUGAACAAAGUCUUUUAUGCAAUUCUGGAGUGUUUUGUGUGCAUCUAUGGUACCAGAAGAGGUUGAUGGUCAGAGCCAAUGCUGAUUUCCCUCCUCACUGACAUGUCAGACAGCCCCGCUCCCUUCAAAACAAUACCACAGGGGUCAUCUCUAUCUCUGCUGCCUUAAGUUGUUGUCCUCAGAAAGGAAAAUUGUAUUAAGUGAUGUCAAGUCUCAAUGUCUAUUACGUUUUUGAGUUGGAAUCCACUUUUGGAUAAAACCAAAAAGUUAGAUUUUGCGUGAGAGACAGAGAAUAUUUUUUGUAUAGAGCUCAAAAGCUGUAUUUUUUGUGUAUGUAAAUAUGAUGUAUUGUACCAUAGCUAUAGGAGUGUUUGUUUGUUCCCCUCACACUUAGUUUUGUAGCUUUGUUUCUGUUCACUCUUCGGUUCUCAAAAGCCACAUCAUGUAAUUGCUCAUUAAAAUGUAGCAUUUGUCUUACAUAUCUAA
This is a messenger RNA of Triplophysa dalaica, 1617 nucleotides long. RefSeq names its product ubiquitin-conjugating enzyme E2G 1b (UBC7 homolog, yeast) (gene ube2g1b). The transcript is spliced from 5 exons. The coding region runs from base 172 to 681 and encodes 169 amino acids. Gene Ontology annotation, molecular function: ubiquitin conjugating enzyme activity. NCBI's taxonomy places the organism in Eukaryota, Metazoa, Chordata, Actinopteri, Cypriniformes, Nemacheilidae. Gene Ontology annotation, biological process: proteasome-mediated ubiquitin-dependent protein catabolic process; protein polyubiquitination. The record is from RefSeq and is a predicted model, not a curated record.